Molecule: messenger RNA, 3725 nt
Organism: Penaeus indicus
Lineage: Eukaryota; Metazoa; Arthropoda; Malacostraca; Decapoda; Penaeidae
Product: gastrula zinc finger protein XlCGF52.1-like
Exons: 5
Coding region: 1569-2825 (418 amino acids)
Biological process (GO): urogenital system development; regulation of transcription by RNA polymerase II; embryo development
Cellular component (GO): nucleus
Molecular function (GO): DNA-binding transcription factor activity, RNA polymerase II-specific; RNA polymerase II transcription regulatory region sequence-specific DNA binding
Source: RefSeq, a predicted model, not a curated record
CGUACUGGCAAGAGAACGUGCUUGUGUCGUAAAACAUUUUUUCGCUCUGUUAGGUCAACAUCUCAGCUGUAACUUACAUUUUCUGGAUUAUACAACGGAUGACACAUAUUUGGUGAAACUGGUAGCUUUGAAGUUGAAGCAUGGAAACCCAUCUGUCAAAGUUGAGUAUACUUAUAUUUCCUUUUCUUUUUAUUGACAUGCUUUAAGAUAAUAAUCAUAUGAUAAAUGCACUUUAGUUCCUUUAAUUAUUUCUAAACACCAUAAAGUCUUAGUCAGUUAAUGCUUGAAUUUCAUAUUUUCAUUAAUAUCUAAUGAGAUGCUGCUAAUUAACAUAACAGAAUCAACAUCAUAAUGUUAACAACAAAAUGUACUUUUGGUUUUCCUUCUCAGCUCAUUGACUGGAAAAGUUUGUUAAUAAAAAAAAAAAAAAAAAAAAAUUAAACUCAUGUAUACAUCUGUAUUUCUUUGUGGAGAAUUGUAAUACAUGAGGCAGUAUACAUUUUCUUGUAGCAAUGACAUAUAUAUGUAUUUCACAAGUUUUCACUAGUCCAUAAACACCAUUAACAGUUCCAAACAGUUCCAAGACAGAAGCUGAGACACUGAUGACCAUUUACCUUUCCAGAGUGCCCCUUUCACACAUAAUCAUCCACUUCAUUAGAGAACAAGAAGAAAUACUCUUCAGCAAAAAAUAAUGACCCAAGGCCCCUAGCUACAAAAGCAUACCCUCACUCUUUAAUGCUAGCAACACAGAAGAGGCAACACGAUCUGUAAAACAAAUUGAAAUAAUAUGGGAAAUCAUCCAGGAAAGAACCUCUCUCAUCUCAUUCUGUGACAUCUACGCCUUGUCCUUCUCCUGCUCCAAGCAAGAAGAGAAAAGGUUUACUAAAGAGGGACUUGCAGACCUGAGGAGAAGGCGAGAAGAGCUCCAUCAACUGAAAUUAGACGCAUCAAGUAAAGAAAUGAGCACACAAGAGGAAGGGCUUUGUUGCUGUGCAGGAAGCAGCACAAACUGUGGCGGAUGCAGGACCUUUAUGGGGUCUUUGGCUGACUUAAUUGCUCAAUCCAAAACAGCUGUUGUUAGCUUGGACUUUCAACUUUUUGUGAUUGAGUGACAAGUUUAAAAAAGAUUGCAGGCUUUGACGUGAGAGUAAUGGGGCUCCUCUCCUGCAUGCCAGGAUUUAGGAGGAGCUAGUGUACAAAUUACAAAUAUAAUUCAAGUGUCGAAGUUGAAGAUCCUUUUUGACCACUUCCUAGGGUCAGUGACGCAAAAUUGCUUCAGAUUCAAUGCUGGGAGACGGUUCAAACACAGGAGAUAUGAGUAACGAGAAAAAGAAAAACAAAAACUUUUGAAAAAUGAAACCUUGCAGCAAAGAAGAGGAAACGCAAUCAACAAAGGAAUAAACAAACAUAGUUUUGAAAGUAGAAGUGGGAAGGACUCCUGUCAUCCGAAAACUGUUGGUACUUAAGAAAAAUAGAAUUAAGAGUGAAAAUACUAGAAUAAAACGUUCUUCUUUGGUUCAUAACACUACUGUUUUGGUUUGUAUUUAACAAACAAACCACCCCUCAUCAUGAAUGACGAGAGACCGUUCGAGUGCACGUAUUGCGGGAAGAGGUUCCGGUGGAAACAGAACAUGAAACAGCACCAGAGGAACCACACGGGAGAUAAGCCGUUCCAGUGUUCGUACUGCAGCAAGAGGUUCGACUGGAAGCACAACUUAACGACCCACCUGAGAGUCCACACAGGUGAAAGGCCGUUCAAGUGCACUAUCUGCGAUAAACAGUUCACCCAAAAAGGUCAUCUGAAAGAGCAUGCUAGGACUCAUAACGGCGAGAAGCCUUUCGAAUGCGCGGAAUGUCAGAAAAGGUUCACUGCGAAGUCUUCUUUGAAAAAACAUGCGUGCAUGAGAAAGCCAGCCAAGCGUGAAGUAGCAGUGCCACCGUUUUUGUGUUCUAUUUGUGGUGCAGAAUUUGAAUCGAAGCGAGAUCUGAAAAUCCACAAAAAGUCUCAUGGAGACAAGAAACUAUUCAAGUGUUCACACUGUAACAAAGAAAUGGCACAGAAAUCCCACUUAGAACAACAUAUGAGAAUUCAUACUGGAGAAAGACCCUUCCAGUGUUCCUAUUGUACUAAGAGAUUUGUGCAGAGCAGUGCUUUGUAUCAGCAUGAAAGAUUUCAUAGAAACGAGAGACCUUACACAUGUUCACACUGUGAGAAAAAAUUUAGUCAGAAAGGUCACCUGAGACUGCACGUGAGAAUUCACACAGGUGAAAGACCAUACCCGUGCAUAUAUUGUGAAAAAAGGUUCUUCGCAAGUUCUGACCUGAAGAAGCAUGUGAGACUUCACACAGGGGAAAAGCUGUUUUCGUGUCCACAUUGCAAGAAGAAAUUCAUGUCAAAUAAGACUCUAUCCAAGCAUGUCGAAGCCCACUCAGCAGAGGAGGAAUUUGGGACUGCAGAUGUUAUAAAAGAAUCUCGAGUGAACAACUUAUCUUCCCUUCCGGGAGGACAUCCAGAGAACACCUCUUGUGCCUCGGAAAAUGAACGGAAUAUGUACAGUCUCCGACCCAGGUUACUAAAGUCUUUCGAUGAUGUAACCGGUGACAGGACCUCAGCGACCCAUCAGGAGCCAGAAGAAGCUUUCAGCAAAAAGUCUUUGCCUGAAAAAUUCAGCUUCAUCAAGUCGGAAUAUAAACCAAUCUUUGUAAAGUCAGAAGAACCAGCUAAUGAUAUCAAAUCGUAUGACAUGUAUAGGACGUGUAUAAUGGAAGAAAAAAUUAAAAUAGAGGAAAAUAUAACUGUAAAAGAAGAAAUUGUGUCAGACUGAAUGGUUAUAUGAAGGUGUUGUAUGGGGGGCUGUACGUAGAAAGAAUUUAAUUGUAACUUGCUAGAAAAUGCCUUCAAAGUUUGUGAACAUAAAAUGACCGUAACUGUUGCUAGUUACGGUUUUAAUGUAGCAUCAAUUGUGUACUUUUGAAUAUGCAAACAAACUAGUGUUUUUUUAGUGUAAAAAAAGAAAUGAAUUCCUUGAGUUUACACUUACUUCGAUUGCUGUCUAUGUUAGAGUAUAUUUUCUGGCUCUUAUUUUGUUGAAAAGUGAUAUCGUUUGUAAGUAUAAUAACGAUAAUUUGUUAUUCAUAUUAAAUUAUUAUCAAUUAUUGUCUAGAAAUGGUUAAACGGAUCAUGCUGGGCCAUGACCAUAGUGUGCUUGCUCAUGUCCAGGUACUGAUCAAGAGAGGGCCAGGGGAGACCAAGAGUAAUUUGCUGGUGGUUCCCAAACUUUUCCCUUCUGGCGCCCCCCUUGGCUUCUAGCUGGAUUCCUAGCGCCCCUAGCGGUACCACCUACUUUGGGAACCAAUGGCUUAGGCUCUUGUGAAUCACUGCAUCACCUUACCAUAAGGUAAGGUGAUGCAGAUAAGGUUACCUUACCCUCUCUCUGCCUUCACGUGAGCUGUUGGGAUGCUGGAUCUAUUCUUCGAGCAACUGCUAGAGAGCAGGAACUCGAUAUCUGUGAAGUGGUGUAGUACUUUUUUUUACAAUUAUUGUAAACCAUGCCUACAUUAUAAAAAAAAAAUCUGCGAGAAGAAGGGUCGAUUGAAUGGCUUUGGCUGGCUGACGUGCUCGACCAUUUCAGGACGCAGCCCCAAAAUGGCCUACUGAGUGUGUGUCCUUUGUAAAUUAUAUUUCAUGUGAUGCAUCCUCUUUUUUAGUAAAAUAAACACCGUUG